Messenger RNA from Salmo salar (Atlantic salmon), 1085 nucleotides. The record is from RefSeq and is a predicted model, not a curated record. NCBI's taxonomy places the organism in Eukaryota, Metazoa, Chordata, Actinopteri, Salmoniformes, Salmonidae.
UGAGGGGAUGUUCUAGAUGGACAAGGUUGCAGCGCCUCACUGACCCAGAGAAGCCCAAGUCCCAAGGAGAGGAUCCUCGCAAGCCCCAGGAGACGGCCUGGCCUGCAGGGGCAGGGAGAGGGAUCCUGAAGCCCCAGGAGACGGCCUGCGCCUGCAGGGGGGCAGGGAGAGAGGAUCCUGAAGCCCCAGGAGACGGCCUGGCCUGCGGGGCAGGAGAGAGGAUCCUGAAGCCCCAGGGAGACGGCCUCGGCCUGCAGGGGCAGGGGGGAGAUGGGCUCAGAGGAGAGGAGUUCAGCCAUGUCUCACAAGAUCUCUUCCCCUCACACAGCAACAGCAGCUCCUCCUCCAAACACGACAGCCGACAGGACAGUUGGGAGAUUGUAGAGGGGCUGCGUGGAGGACACAGUAAUGUCCAGGAGCCCCAGAAGCAGGAUGGAUACAUGCUGAAGAGGAGGAAGUGGCCGAUGAAGGGAUGGCACAAGAGAUACUUCUACUUGGACAAGGGCAUCCUGAAGUAUGCCAAGUGUGGUGCUGACAUUGAGAAGGGGAAGUUACACGGCUGUAUUGACAUGGUUAUUAAUGUUCCUGUCUUUCAGAUUGAGAAGGGGAAGUUACACGGCUGUAUUGACAUGGUUAUUAAUGUUCCUGUCUUUCAGAUUGAGAAGGGGAAGUUACACGGCUGUAUUGACAUGGUUAUUAAUGUUCCUGUCUUUCAGAUUGAGAAGGGGAAGUUACACGGCUGUAUUGACAUGGUUAUUAAUGUUCCUGUCUUUCAGAUUGAGAAGAGGAAGUUACACGGCUGUAUUGACAUGGUUAUUAAUGUUCCUGUCUUUCAGAUUGAGAAGAGGAAGUUACACGGCUGUAUUGACAUGGUUAUUAAUGUUCCUGUCUUUCAGAUUGAGAAGAGGAAGUUACACGGCUGUAUUGACAUGGUUAUUAAUGUUCCUGUCUUUCAGAUUGAGAAGAGGGAAAUUGAGAAGGGGAAGUUACACGGUUGUAUUGACGUGGGUCUCUCUGUCAUGGCCAUUAAGAAGUCAGCCCAGUGCAUUGAUCUGGAUGCAGAGGAAAACAUCUAUCACCUGAAG